This is a messenger RNA of Saccostrea cuccullata (small rock oyster), 733 nucleotides long. Its product is annotated as tRNA pseudouridine synthase Pus10-like. Gene Ontology annotation, biological process: tRNA pseudouridine synthesis. The transcript has 8 exons. Lineage: Eukaryota; Metazoa; Mollusca; Bivalvia; Ostreida; Ostreidae. The record is from RefSeq and is a predicted model, not a curated record. The coding region runs from base 1 to 687 and encodes 228 amino acids. Gene Ontology annotation, molecular function: pseudouridine synthase activity; RNA binding.
AUGGUGUCCUCUGUCAAUCAGCUACUGAUCGUCUCUACGUGGUCAGAGUGUCAGAGAUCAUAUGAUCCAUAUGCCUGUGUUAUCUACCUGUGGUCUGAGCAGCGUUUUUCUUCAUCAGGACGAGAAGAUGUUGAUGUAAGAAUGUUGGGAAAAGGAAGGCCUUUUGUUGUAGAAAUGGAUGAUCCACAUCGAGUUGAAUUAUCGGCAAAAGAUCUCAUGGAAAUACAGAAGGAAAUAAACAAGUCAGCUGAUAUUAAAGUCAGGGAUUUACAAAUUGUUGACAAAAAAGAUGUAGAUAAACUGAAGGAAGGUGAAAUAGAGAAAACAAAGACGUAUUCGGCCCUGUGCGGGUCUAAAGAAUCUCUCUCUGAUGAACAACUUAACAAGCUUCAGGAGGUCAAGGAUCUUGUCAUUUAUCAAAAGACUUCGAUUCGAGUCCCACACCGGCGCCCUCUGGCAACAAGGGAGAGAAUUGUGUACAGUAUGUCAAUGGAGAAAAUAGAUGACCUUCAUUUCACCUUGAGUCUCUCAACACAGGCCGGCACCUACAUCAAAGAGUUUGUUCACGGAGAUUUCGGUAGAACUACUCCAAACCUUGGAACCCUGACUGGAGUGGAGUGUGAUAUUCUGGAACUGGAUGUACAGAGUGUUGAGUUGGAUUGGCCUCCAAGCUUAGAAGAAAGCUGACAGAUUCCUGUAUCCUAGACUAAAUAAAAUUUAUACCCCAGUUCAA